AUGGCGGACGAAGAAAAAGAUUUAACAUUAAAGUUUAUUGAAGAUUACAGAAGCUUUCCACAACUCUGGGAUCCAAAUAAUAAACUUUAUACAAAUAAAGUAAAGAGAAGCGAUGGUUUGCAAGUUCUGGCUACUAAAUAUAAAAUGGAUAUCGAUGGAGUUAAAAAAAAGAUAAAAAGUCUUCGCUCGUAUUUUUCCAAAGAGCAUCAAAAAGUCAUCAGGAAAAAGAGCGGUGCUGGAUCCGAUGAGAUUUAUGUUUCACCGUGGUUUGCUUACAAACAACUCUUAUUCACUGCUGACUCGGUGACGCCGCGGGAAACUGGAGAAAGUACUACUGAGGAUGAAAAGGACACGCCGGCUGAAAUAUUAAAUAGAGAAAACUCUGCGACUUCGAAGUUUACGUGUAUAUCUGAAGACGAGCAUGAAUUUACCCUACCACCAAUAAGAAAGAAGAGAAAUAUUAAAAGUACAACGAUUGACGAUAAAGAGGCGGAAGCUUACAAUUUUAUGAAAAAAGCUAGUGAAGAAUUAAGUCAAAAAGAUUAG
Messenger RNA from Acanthoscelides obtectus, 546 nucleotides. Lineage: Eukaryota; Metazoa; Arthropoda; Insecta; Coleoptera; Chrysomelidae. The record is from the annotation of a GenBank genome assembly.